UCUGCUGUGGGCUGAGCUGAAGUAUUUAUGAAGCUGCUGUGAUCAGCACAUUACCAGCACAGCCUCACUGACUCAACCUGAAGAGCCACCAGAUACAGUGAGAUAGCUUCAUCAUCACUGCUGCCACCACAAACACAAAGGACAUGCUGCCAAUCAAGGCUGUGGUGGUGAUCGCACUUACUGUUUGUCUGACUGCAAGCACAUUUGCUGCUUAUCCUCACUGCUGUCGAAGGUACAUGAUAGGCAGGUUACAGGACUCCAUCAUCAAGGGGUACUCAGUCCAGACUGACACAGAGAUGUGUCGCAUCAAUGCCAUCAUUUUCCACACAAAGAAGGGGAAAGCAUGCGCUGAUCCAGCUCUGAAGUGGGUGAUGGACGCUGUCGAUCGCAUAAGGAAUAAAGCACAGAAAAUCCACCAGCGCAGCUCACAGGGGCGGAAAAAGAAGACCAUCUGAGCUUUUUACGCACACGGUAGAUGCCAGCUAAAGAAACACUUCACUCUUUUAUAUUCCACUGACGUCCGUCUCGUGCAGCCUGCUGCAAAUGAUAAAUAUGUCGUUAAACAACAGCAAUAUCAACUUAGUUUUAAAAGCUUGUGUAAUAUUUUAAUUUCAUAUUCUUUGUAAAUGUAAAAUACGAUUUUGUAGUUUCAUAUAAAUGCUGAAAUAAAAUGAGCACAUGUGCCAGA
Messenger RNA from Oreochromis niloticus (Nile tilapia), 688 nucleotides. Its product is annotated as C-C motif chemokine 20. The record is from RefSeq and is a predicted model, not a curated record. Lineage: Eukaryota; Metazoa; Chordata; Actinopteri; Cichliformes; Cichlidae. Gene Ontology annotation, biological process: immune response. Gene Ontology annotation, molecular function: chemokine activity. Bases 144 to 455 code for a protein of 103 amino acids. Gene Ontology annotation, cellular component: extracellular region. The transcript has 4 exons.